Messenger RNA from Mobula hypostoma (lesser devil ray), 3135 nucleotides. Its product is annotated as perforin-1-like. The transcript is spliced from 4 exons. Lineage: Eukaryota; Metazoa; Chordata; Chondrichthyes; Myliobatiformes; Myliobatidae. Bases 322 to 2178 code for a protein of 618 amino acids. The record is from RefSeq and is a predicted model, not a curated record. Gene Ontology annotation, molecular function: wide pore channel activity. Gene Ontology annotation, cellular component: membrane. Gene Ontology annotation, biological process: T cell mediated cytotoxicity; defense response to virus; immunological synapse formation.
UGUGAAGCAGACUUCAUUGUUUUCUAUGAAAGAUUCAUAAAGUACUAAAGUGACAGCAAUGUUCACACAGAACGAGUUUUUUCAAUGAUGACCUCAGCUUGGAGAAACGAGAGAAACCGUCUGCAAGCAGAACUCCAAAUCUGUAACAACUUCUUAGAAGAGUGGCCCAGCCACGUACAAAAAGCUCCUGGCCAACAGAAAACUCCUGGAGAUGGCAAGUAAAGGGCAGAAAUACAAAAACUAGACAUCCAUACCCAGCAGUCCACGGUAGGCCUAAGUAGGCUACUUCCUUUAGUUUGUGAAUAACAAUGAGAAGAGGAAAUGUGUUGGGUGAUGGGGGUCCUUAAUGAUGGACACCGCUCCUCGAUACCACGGAGGCCUGUGCCCAAGGUUCCACACAUGAGGCUGCUUAACAAGACCGACCACCCUUCACUGGCCGAGGAGAGCCCUGUCCAUGCUGUGAUGGAUCCCAGGAUGGGAGAGAGAGUGGGGAUUUUACUCUGGGCGCUGCUGUUCCUGGGGGGGGUGGGAGCCAUCUGCCAGACGGGCAGUGCCAGCGAAUGCCAAAGUGCGACCCCGGUACCAGGGUCCAGUCUGGCUGGAGAGGGUUUCGAUGUGGUGACACUGUCACGCAAGGGGGCAUACGUGGUGAACGUGGAGAGUUGGAGUCGUCGGGAUGGGGCCUGCACUCUCUGCAGGAACUCACUGAUGGGGGGUAGGCGGCAGCGGCUCCCCCUGGCCGCAGUAGACUGGCGGGCUCUGCGUAAUUGUCCCCGGGCUGUUUCCAGUCAGCUCUUCCACUCGCUCUCUGAGCUCAUAAAGUCAAUCGGCUCCAGUGUGGACAACAGCUGGAGCACUGGCCUAAAUCUACCCACCCAGCACUCGCAGUCAAUCGGUUCCAAAUCCAAGGUCAUGUCUUUUGCCAUGCGGAAGGCCAAAUCAGAUCGCUACAGCUUCGCUAAACAUGAGUUCCGUUGCCGUCUUUACCGCUACCGCCUGAAGGACCAACCCCCCCUGGCACCCCAGUUCUCUGCCCGUCUGAACCAGAUCACUAGCACUUCCUAUGAGGGAGCCCGGCACCACUACCGCCAACUAGUGCAGACUUUUGGAACUCAUUUCAUUCACUCGGUCGAUAUGGGCGGCUCCUUCCGGGAUGUGACAGCCAUUCGCACCUGCCAAGCUGCUGUGGAGGGCAUCACCCCCGAGCAGGUGAAGGACUGCCUGGGGAUAGAGGCCAGUUAUCAGGUGGUGGCGAUGGGCAAGGGCAGAGCUGGCACAGGAUUCUGUAAGAAGAAGGCUUGGUCCCUGAACCAGGCCAGAAGCUUCCACCAGGCCUUCAACGAAAGGCUGACAGAAGCCGUGGGAGGUCAUUCCAGUGGUGACACAGACAUCCUCUUUUCUUCUGACCCUGCCAGCUUCACCCGAUGGCUGAAGAGCCUGAAGGUCUCACCAGGUAUCAUAAAAUACCAGCUGGCCCCUCUCCAUCUCCUGCUACCUAGCACUGACCGCCGCCGGAACCAGCUGAGGCUCUACCUCAGCGAGUACAUUUUGGCCAACGCCAUGAAACGGGACUGCUCCAAAACCACCUGUCCCGCCCCUGGGAGCAGAAGCAGCUCCGAUCCCUGUUCCUGCCAAUGUCAGGAGAGCUUCUGGGUAGACCGUCACUGCUGCGCCAAGCAGAAGGGCAUGGGGCACCUGGUUGUCACUGUCAAGAGAGGCUUCGGUCUCUGGGGUGACUACACAACCGGCACUGAUGGUUUUGUGGUGGUCUCCUAUGGUAAGGCCAAAGGUCAGACCAGGGUGGUGAACAACAACAACAACCCUAUCUGGAACACCAAACUUGACCUGGGGAAGGUGGUUGCCCAGAGCACCGUGAAACUCACCCUGGAUGUCUAUGAUGAAGAUGUCCUGAGGAAUGACCAUCUGGGGAGCUGCAAGGUGCCUUUGAUCUCUGGUGUCACUGAUCUUACCUGCCACCUUAAGUAUGGCAGGGUCACCUACCAAUUGUCGUUCACCUGUGGCCUCCACUUGCAGGGUCGCCAUUGCCGCCAGUAUGCCCCGAGUCCAGGAGCCCGUGGGUUCACCGGGCUCCUGUGGACCAACCACUCCUCCCACUCGUCUGACUCCCCCACCGCCCUUCCUUCAGGGAAUGCCCUCCUCAAAGUUAUCUACCCCUAACCCUUCACCUCUCACCAACCUCACUCCUAGGCCCAAUGCUGCUUUCCAUCCCCCCAGUCCUGCUAUCAUACCACCCCUCCCCUCUUUCCCUCUCCCCCUGUUCAUCAUUCCCAUUGCCCAGAUAUUUUUCCCCCUAUUCUCCAUGACCCUGUACCCAUCAUCCUCUGUGUCUCAUCAGUCCCAUUGCCCUGACCUUUCCCCUCUUGCCCACUCUGGCCCAAGGAACAAUUCUCUCCAGGACUCCUUCCUCACAUCCAUUCCCAUGAUCCUCUGUUGCCAAGGUCACCUUGUCUUCAGUCCAAUCUCCCGACCUUUGCACUAUCACCCUUAAUAGUCCAGGUCACAAUAUCCCACACUCCCACCAGUCCCAGGCUCAGCCUCUCAGUGAGAGACCCCACAUAACACUGACACUUUCCCAAUUCCUCGGAUUCUCUGGGCACUAGGAAUUCCUAGUGGGAAUGGGAGUCCCAGCUUGCCUGACUGCACCAAGCUUUCAGUCACUGGUGUUUGGGGGCUGGGGAAGGGUACAGGGUGGGAAGGCCAUUGAGGAACCAACCACUCUGUAUUUGUCAUAUCGCUACUGUAUCACCCCAGUGGAAACCCCCCUCGCCCGAACAAAGACCUGUGUUGGAGGGAAGGUGCCCCAACCAGCUUGCCAAACUGCAGGCAGCUUAAUGGCUUGAGCGUAACGUCAUUUACAGAUCCACUUGGCCCGUGCGGGAGGUGACUCAUAGGCUCCAUUUCCCACAAUCCGGUUGCUGACAGGGACCAACUGGAGAGUCUCCGGCUGACCUGUGUCCCAGGAUGGGUGGAUUGUGUCGGAGCACGAGCAUCAUCACAGGAACAUCGUGCGCCUCCCUGUGCACGAGCAGCUUUGCAAAGCGAUGUUUUGGAGACAGACAAGAUUGUUUGAUUGCCUCUUGCCCUCUUUGUACCACUUGUGUUUUUGCAAUAAAC